AUGCCACGACCGAAGUCCUUCAUUUCGAGCCUCUUGGCAUUCUUCUUUCUUCUUACACUCGUCCUAUCUCACUCAUGGGUCGAGCAACUCAAUGUCAUAGCUCCAAAUGGCACUAUGAUCGACCCACCAGGCUUCCCGCGAGGCAAUGCUCCAAGAGGAGCCGGUUUCAGCGACACCCAAAUCGUCAAUCUUGUCAACAAGGGCCCUGAUGUCGUUCCAACGGAUAUGAUGUGCAGACCCUCCCAGCAGAACUACGAAGCCAAUCCAAGAAGUCCACGUCUUCAAGCCGCUGCAGGUCAAGCCGUUGCUCUGCGGUACCAAGAGAAUGGCCAUGUCACCCUUCCACAGAACAAUCCAGGCAAGCCGGACAAUAGGGGCACGGUCUUCGUCUACGGAACCUCUAAUCCACAGCCUAGCGACACGUUGAUGGGCGUUCACAGACAGUGGACCGCAGACGGCAAAGGUGGCGAUGGACGAGGUCGCCUGAUCGCUACGGCCAACUACGACGAUGGACAAUGCUAUCAAGUCAAUGGCCAACAGAUCUCACAACAGAGGCAGCAACAAUUCAAGCACAGCAUUGCUGCACCUCAAGGCGCUGAUCUGUGGUGCCAGAACGACAUCAUGCUUCCUGCCGAUCUUCCUGCUGGCAAGCCUUUCACCUUGUACUGGGUUUGGGAUUGGCCUACGAUGCCGGGAACUCCUGGACUCCCACAAGGCAAGCAGGAGAUUUAUUCUACAUGCAUGGACAUCGACAUCGUUCCGAAUUCGAACAAUGCCCAGGGUACGCUGAACGCAAAAUCAUACAACAUAGUUCCACAGGACAUUGGCAACGCUGCUGUUGCCUCACAGCUGCAGCAGCUCGGCAACGCAAACGCUGUGCUCAAUCCAGCGGCGAUCCCGUUCAAAGGUCAGCCGAGUUCUUCUGUGAACGAUGGCGGUUCAGGUGCACCUCCGCCACCACCUCAAUCGCAAGGUCCGUCAAAUGGAGGCCAGAACGGAGGCCCCAGCCAAGGCGAUGCAGGUCAGGCUACUCGACCACCUGACAAUGGCAGUCGCCCACCCUUUGCCGCUGCUCCUGGCGUCUUCGCAGGAACUCCAGAGUUCGGUACAGGUAGCGGCACUUCAAUCAGCCCCAACGGCGGCAGCGGCACCAAGAGUGGUAUACAAGACAAUCAACAGCCUCCUGCUGGCCCAGCGCCAACGGUUGGUCCAAUUGGCAGACCAGGAAACGUUGUCACUGUCAGUGAAUGGGUAACGGAGACAGUGUACAAGACGAAGUAUGGUCGGAAUGACAGUGAGUCUACCACCUCUCCUUCUGUUGCCCCAGCAUCUGCUCCGGUCUCGCUUCCAACGGUAUCGAGCUCGACCUCUGGCGGCAUGGCCUCUGUCACUACAACUAGAUCAACCUCACCCAAGGCAGUGAUAACCGCAGGAGACGUUACCUACCAGACGGCCAGUGUCGUCACGGCUUUCUUGGAGACUCUCAUGCCACCUUUCAGGAACAUAUCCUCGACAAUGCCAGCAGUGAGCUCGGGAAUCAGCAGCACUGGAGCCGUCAAGGUUGUGCCCCUAUCUGGAAUUGCGCCAGCACCAAACGUGAGCCCCAACUCGACGUUGCCACAAGUUAAGCCCAUACAGCGUCGAGCCCAAAGUAGUGCCACGUACCAGGUCGUGGCCGUCACGGAUCCACCCGCUGCUUUGGGCGGCUCUUCGACAACGACGCCGCCACGCACUACCCGGACGUGGACGAGGGUCCCAACUUUGAUCCGCACAAUCUAUCGUUCUGUGAAUCAUGAUGAUGAUGGAUUACAAGCGCGGACCGAAGCUAACGAGCCUCGAACAGACACCGAACUGCCUCCUACCGCGACUGCCGGUUCCGUCGAGGCUCGAUCCACCUCACAGCCUUGUGCAAGACGGCGACCUGUGCCGUUCAGGAUACGAGGUCGCGCGCCGCUGUAUAUCCUGCCGGAUGAGGUUGAGGAGCAGGUUGGUGGCGAGGACUGUUAG
This is a messenger RNA of Cyphellophora attinorum, 2007 nucleotides long. RefSeq lists its product as uncharacterized. The record is from RefSeq and is a predicted model, not a curated record. The transcript has 3 exons. Lineage: Eukaryota; Fungi; Ascomycota; Eurotiomycetes; Chaetothyriales; Cyphellophoraceae. Bases 1 to 2007 code for a protein of 668 amino acids.